CUCGCACUGAAGCAUCCGUCUAUGUUCUUGGUGGUGGUGCGCCGGUGUGCUGCAUUUCUUCUCGUGUUCUUUGGUGCGCUAUGUUUUUUCUCUCCACCUUCUUACUCGGGGCUCUUUUUGUGGGGUUUUGCCCCUCUUUGGUCGUGUCCUGUAUUCUUACAGAUGCAUCCGUUCCCGUGCGUGAGUUUCUGCUGUUUGGUUUUGGUUCUGAUUUUGGUGGUGCUUUUGUAGGAGAGCGAGCACCGUGAACCCAGGGUGAUCUCUGUUCGCCUCUGUUCUUCAGUCUCACCUGUUCUUCUGCACCGUUCGUUUCCGGGUUUUUUCGCCAGAUUUUUUUUUCACUUUAUUUCCCGCUUUGUUCCGUUCCUGGGAAUUUCUGAAGUGAAGGAUUUGCUCUACCGUUUCUUGGUUCCUCCUGUUCGUGUUGCUGCGUUCCUGGGAAUUUCUGCAUGUGGGUGUUUACUUUCGCGAAGUGAAGGAUUUGCUCCACCGUUUCUUGAUUCCUCCUGCUCGUGGUUGCUACUUUUAACGCUACUGGGCGCGCGGUGACUCGGUGCUCUUGAUUUCUACCCGUCUCGAUCUCUCAUUUUCUUACUUUUAUUUUCUGCGAUGAUGUGUUAAGAACACAUUCCUUUCGUUCUUGAUGUUGAACGCUAAUUUGCAGUGUAAGAACGUGAUUUCGCUCUUCAAUGGCUCGGGUUUCGCCCAUGAUGAAGAUGGCGGCAGCGGCCGCUCGUCAGCGGUCGGCCCCUCGCAGGUCUGGCAACCACAGCAAGGCGACCCCACCGACGGAGGGGGACAUCAAGACCGUUACUAUACUCAUCAAAGACGGCUCACAAGGUGGCUUUUUCAGGGAUCUUUUUAAGUGUACUGCAGGUGCAUCAUCUUCUGCGGCCAUCCUAAUGCUUCUUUUCUCGUACAUCGACAAUUGUGGUGAGCUCAGUCAUGAGAAGACCGUGAAAUAUGUAUUGGAGCGCGAACAGUCUAGGAAUAGGGAGACUGAUGCAGUGCUCCCAGGCUCGAGUCGAGACCAAGUGCUGGUGGAGCUUCCCUUGGAGGUCUAGAAGGAAAGUACUUGAGGGGUUGAAAAGGAAUCUCAUCCUAACAAGAAUUGAGGACUGAUAAGUUCUGAGUUUGCAGUAUACUUCUUUACAACUUCAGUUCGUUUAUAGUCUGCUGAUGCAUUCAUAUAGACAAUUUUGUGGUUGUUUUAGUUCGUUUGUUGCUGGUAAAUCCUCUAGUUACAAUGUAUCAAACUGUGGUGGCAAUUUUGUCAUGACCUAACAGUGAGGCACUUUAGAACUGAAAACAGUUUUUGUGAUAGUUGAUGAAUGGAUGGUUAUGAUGCACUUGGAAUUA
This is a messenger RNA of Phragmites australis (common reed), 1359 nucleotides long. RefSeq lists its product as uncharacterized. The coding region runs from base 690 to 1064 and encodes 124 amino acids. Lineage: Eukaryota; Viridiplantae; Streptophyta; Magnoliopsida; Poales; Poaceae. The record is from RefSeq and is a predicted model, not a curated record. The transcript has 4 exons.